Xenia sp. Carnegie-2017 is the source of this 1394-nucleotide messenger RNA. RefSeq names its product transcriptional activator protein Pur-alpha-like. The record is from RefSeq and is a predicted model, not a curated record. Gene Ontology annotation, molecular function: DNA-binding transcription factor activity, RNA polymerase II-specific; purine-rich negative regulatory element binding; RNA polymerase II transcription regulatory region sequence-specific DNA binding. Gene Ontology annotation, cellular component: nucleus. Gene Ontology annotation, biological process: regulation of transcription by RNA polymerase II. Lineage: Eukaryota; Metazoa; Cnidaria; Anthozoa; Malacalcyonacea; Xeniidae. The coding region runs from base 203 to 1003 and encodes 266 amino acids. The transcript has 10 exons.
AUGGCAGACAAAAAUUUGCUAGAUGGAAAGCGAAUUUCCCAUAAAUAUGACAACCUUAAAUAUAAUUUUGAAUAGUUAUUUUUGAAUGAAGGUUGUAUUUUGUAUGAAAUACUCCUAAAUCAAAGCAAAGCGCAUAACUUUAUGAAAGGUAUGAGCAUGCGCAUUCUGGCGUACGGAUGUUGGAGAAGGCUGGUGAAAGAAGAUGGCUGAUGACGGUGAAAGAGAGACGCAAGAUGAAAUAGGUUCACAUGACGGGAAAGGAGACGCUAGGAGUGAUGGAGCUGGUCGGUUCUCGAGUUACAGCGACAACAAAGAAUUGACGUCCAAGUCGUUGAAAAUUCAAACCAAAGUGUACUAUUUGGACGUUAAAGAAAACCGCCGUGGAAGGUUUUUAAAGAUAACAGAGAUCCCUCCCAAUCGAGUUAAGAGUCGUGUUAUGAUUCCAAUGGCAUUCAUCCAUGAUGUUAAAGACAAACUUACUGCAUUUGCUGAAUAUUAUGCAUCUCUUGAUCCAGCUGGUGAAGCAACAGGAAACGAUGAUCAGCCAGGACGAACACUUAAGAGUGAUCACUUGCAAAGGAAUAACAGACGUUUUCAUUUUGACCUCAGACAAAACAAACGUGGAUAUUUCCUUAGGUUUGCCCAAGCAAUGUGGAAUGCAGGUCCAAACAACAGCAAUAAACUAGCUAUUCCCGCUCAAGGUAUAGCUGACAUUAGGAAUUCUUUAUCGGAGAUACUUGACGAAUUUGGUAUGGAUGAAGAGGAAGAUGAAAUGAACUUACCUGAAGCAAAGGAAGUUCGGGUUGAACAGAAACGAUUUUAUUUUGAUGUUGGCAGCAACAUUCGUGGAGUAUUUGUUCGACUUUCAGAGGUGACAAAUAAUUACAGAGCCUGCGUAACUAUCCCACGUCGAGGCUGGGAAAGAAUCCGUGAUACUCUGAAUGAACUGUGCGAUAAAUGUACUGAAGAAGAGGACGAACGACCUGGGGCUGACUAUGAUUAAAGAGUUGAUGAUGGAAGUUUCAUCGAUUUUUAUAGAUGAACUUUAAACGUGUUGAUUUUUGUGGAUUGUUGAAACAGGUCGAGUGUGAGUUGAAAGAAAUUUGUUACUUUUUCUUUCAAUUUAAAAAAAUUCUUUGAGUGCUUUUGUUUAACUAAAAUAAAGCUUGCUGUUAAUUUCUAGAAUGUUGUUCUUUUACCAAAAAGGUAUCAUCUAUUAACGUUAUGAGAUAUUUAUUAGUGAUUUUCUCAACUCACGUUCGAUUUAAACUGCAGUUUUAUGAACGGUGAUUAGUGGCCGUAUUUUUUGUGACAGCUUUUAAACAUUUGUAAUUGCUGUUUUCGAAGUGCUUCGUUGACUUCAAUCGUUAAUAAAUGGGGACACGCUUCACGCA